AUGGCUUUGAUGGCUUUGAUACGCAAUGCACUCGUGAAUGCAAGGAAAUAUGUUCCGCCAAACGUGAAGCUCGUUGAACUGUUUGGGUACACACUGGGAGGGUUCUACCUCGCAAGAUAUACAGACAGUCCAGCCGGAGCCUUUGAUGAGCUUGUUGUUCUCGGUGGGCUUGCAUGGAACCGCCCAACUUCAUGUGCAUGGGCUGCACGAGUAUAUGUCAACAACAGACAUGCUCGUACACAUGGCCUGACUCAUUGUGGUCUGCCCUCACGAUUGGCAUCAUUCAAAGCCACGCCAAACAAUGACGCAACGGUCAUGAUGAGGGGUGGCUCGAAGUGGGGGGGUACAUGGUGGAACACGGAUGAAGAAAUCCCGCCUCAGGCCGUAGUUGUUCGCAACAGAGAGCGUUGGUUGUGGUUCUUCAACAGCAGAAAUGGGUUAAGGAUGCCUGUGUGCACAUUCAACUUCAACAAUGCAAAGAAGGGAGCAAAGGGCCCGAGAAUUAAAAUGUACCUUCCCAGUUACAGUGGCUGCACCCCCCACGUUCGGGACAUGCUGAAGUACUCUUUGGAGCUGCGCACCAAUGUGUCCCUUGUCCGACCAGUACAGUUGACGUUGCCACCAGGCGAGGAAGACAAGGAGAAUCGGGAGAUGCUCACCGCGGUGCUGUGCGGAAAGCCACUUGUGGCUCUAUCCUUUAAUGACAUGGAGAUGAACGUGGAGGCUCCAGAGGUGGUUGUGAGGCAGGGGCCCAAGCCCAGUACCCCCAACCAGAAGUUGUGA
Messenger RNA from Ostreobium quekettii, 783 nucleotides. The record is from the annotation of a GenBank genome assembly. Lineage: Eukaryota; Viridiplantae; Chlorophyta; Ulvophyceae; Bryopsidales; Ostreobiaceae.